AUGUUCGUGACGUAUAUAAACGUGACCACUGCAGGCAACAGCAGUGUCCUUGUGCAGUGGAGUGACAGCAGCAUCAAUAGUAUUAAUUCUUGUUUUCGCAUUCCGAAACAUGACUCUGAAGUCCUUCCUCUUUCUUACCAGGUUAUCGCCCUGGCUUCCUUGCUGGCAGCCGCAAGUGCAAAGCCAGGCCUUUCUCAGAGCUAUCAGGCUCCAGGAUCUUCCUUCGGUGGUUCUGCAGGAGCUGCCAGUUUCCUCCGACCUGCCGCAGGACCUGCCAUCAACUUCGGAGGGGCUGCUUCUGCUGGAGGCUACAGCCCUCCUGUCGCUCCUGUAACUCGUCCUCAGUAUAACUUCAACUAUGACGUCAACGCCUUCGGUAACGAUUUCGGCCACCAAGAGGGCCGCGACGGAUACAACACUCAGGGAUCCUACUACGUGCAGCUUCCCGACGGUCGUCUGCAGAGGGUCACCUACACUGUCAACGGCGACCAAGGAUACGUGGCUCAGGUGACGUACGAGGGAGUGGCUCAGUACCCUGCCUUCCAGCCGUCUGCCUCCUACUCGCCCUCACCUUCUUAUGGUUAAGGUCUGCAAGCCGAGGGGUAUUAUGUGUCGGAUGUUAACAUUCAU
Messenger RNA from Penaeus vannamei (Pacific white shrimp), 630 nucleotides. The record is from RefSeq and is a predicted model, not a curated record. Lineage: Eukaryota; Metazoa; Arthropoda; Malacostraca; Decapoda; Penaeidae.